AUGUUUAUGUACGCUCAGCCAGAUUAUGGCUGGCAACAACAUACAUCAUGGCACCCACUUUUGCAUCUAUCGCAAAAAAUGUCGAUCACUAUGAGCAUUGCGCUCUUCAUGGGUAAAUUCUACAUAUUGCAUGUUGAUAAAGACGAGAAAGGAAGCGCUGACACUCGUAACGUCAACACUACAAUGACAGGUCCACCUUCCGAUGACUUGCUAAGAAAUAUCUUUCUCACUACUCAUAACAACUACAGAGCCAGAAUCGCUAGAGGAGAAACUGAAAGAAAUGGUCGGAGUGGGGAAAAUGCUCCACCGGCAUCGUUGAUGUACACAAUGAGGUAUAGCUUGGCUGCCGAAUCGUAUGCGCGACGACAUGUAGAGCGUUGCGACAAAAGACAAUAUUAUGAGUGGGAGUUGCCUGGACAUAGAGAAAAUGUGCACGUUCUUGAAAGAAACGAUAUCAAUUCAGAAAGAGCAGCAUUAUUGGCCAUGAAUGACUGGUGGAGCGAAUUGAACAGAUAUGGUGUUCCUUCCAAUAUGAUAUACACUGCAGAUAUGCAUACUCGUUCGAGUGCACCUGUUAGGUCCUUUACAAAGAUGGCUUGGUGGAAAAACACGGAACUUGGAUGUGCUGUGAAAAACUGCACCACAUUUUUUUUCACUUCCUGCAUAUACGGACCGGGAGGUAACGAUGUUGGGAGGCCCAUUUACAACGUGGGUGCCGUCUGCUCAGGCUGCUCGUCUGGAUGCCAGCAUGGGCUUUGUCCAUUGCCACAUUCAUAG
This is a messenger RNA of Cylicocyclus nassatus, 777 nucleotides long. The record is from the annotation of a GenBank genome assembly. Lineage: Eukaryota; Metazoa; Nematoda; Chromadorea; Rhabditida; Strongylidae.